This is a messenger RNA of Aspergillus mulundensis, 1677 nucleotides long. RefSeq lists its product as uncharacterized. The transcript has a single exon. Bases 1 to 1677 code for a protein of 558 amino acids. The record is from RefSeq and is a predicted model, not a curated record. NCBI's taxonomy places the organism in Eukaryota, Fungi, Ascomycota, Eurotiomycetes, Eurotiales, Aspergillaceae. Gene Ontology annotation, cellular component: extracellular region.
AUGAAAUUCAAACCAACCGCUCUGUUAGCCGGCUUCUUAGCCCUAACAACAACCGUCGCUACGCCUACAAAGGUUAUCCGUCAGCCAACCUUGAUUCAACGCGAUGCCGCUGCAAUCGUUAGUAAGGUCGCCGAUAUCAACACUCAGAUCCUCGCUCUGGGCUCCGACAUCGCCGCAUACUCCGGCGGCGACACCUCCGCAAUCGAGGAGACGUCAAACCUACUCGUCACUGCUAUCAACGAGGGCACGGACAUCGUCCUCGCCAGUGAGACUCUCACAAACACCGAAGCCUUGGACCUCGUCACCCCGAUCCUAGAUCUGACCAGCAAUGUGGACACGACAAUUUCGGCGCUCAUUGCUAAGAAAGAUCUUGUUGUUGCUGCCGGCUCGGGACCAAGCGUCUAUGCGCAGCUGACGGCGCAGUUGACUGCUGCCAAUGCAUUUGCAGAGGCUUUGAGCAGCAAGGUUCCCGCUGCGCUGGAGGAUGUUGCUAACGAGCUCUCGGCGGGUAUUCGGACGAGCAUCCAGAGGGGCAUUGAUGCUUAUGCGGAUGUGGCGAACCCUACGUCUACGAGUACUUCAACCACGGCCACCUCCACUAGCACGUCGACUACUGAGACAUCCUCGACCACUGAAACCACCUCCACCAGCGAGACCACGUCGACCACCGAAACUACGCAGACCACCACCCACACCAGCACGACGACGGACACCACAAGCACAACUGAAACCACAACCACUCCCCCUACUAGCACCUCGACUACGUCUGAGCCCUGCGAAACGGAUACUGAGACCCCUCCUCCGUCGUCUACCACUACUCCUUGCGAGACCGAGACCCCUGAGCCAACCACUACUCCUUGUGAGACCGAGCCUCCAGAGCCAACCACUACUCCUUGUGAGACCGAGACCCCCGAGCCCACCAGCACCCCAUGCGAGACCGAAACCCCCGAGCCGACAAGUACUCCAUGCGAUACCGAGACCCCGGAGCCAACUAGCACUCCAUGCGAGACUGAGACCCCGGAGCCAACUAGCACUCCAUGCGAGACUGAGACCCCGGAGCCAACUAGCACUCCAUGUGAGACCGAAACUCCCGAAACUCCCGAGCCCACGAAGACGCAUACAUCAACGACCGAUGAGCCUGAGCCAACGAAGACGCAUACGUCAACGACUGAUGAACCUGAGCCAACCAUGACACAUACGUCGACUGCUGAUCAGCCCGAGCCCACAAAGACACAUACGUCGACUACUGAUGAGCCCGAGCACACGAAGACACAUACCUCAACUAGCGAUGAGCCCGAGCCAACCAAGACCGAGACAUCCGAAACCGAACCACCCGGUCACGAACACACAAAGCCUCCAACCUUAGAACCAACCGACUCCAGCUCCACAACCCUUAUUCCCACGACCUCACCAACCGGAGUCUCCCCAGCACCCACCGGUGGAGACUCAGGUGAGCCUGAGCCCGAGUCCCCCACCGAGACCGACACAAGCCCUGAGUCUCCAGAACCUACUGGCGGAGACUCUGACGAGACCGAGCCUGAACCCGGAUCUGAGGUUCCUACCACUACCAGUACGAGCCCCGACGCCCCGGAGUUCACUGGUGCCGCGGCCACGAACGCGCUCAGAUCUUCCCUUCUCGGCGCGAUGGUCCUCGGUGGUGUGAUUAUGGUUAUCUAA